Messenger RNA from Strongylus vulgaris, 428 nucleotides. NCBI's taxonomy places the organism in Eukaryota, Metazoa, Nematoda, Chromadorea, Rhabditida, Strongylidae. The record is from the annotation of a GenBank genome assembly.
AUGUUGUCGAGCAAACUAAAAGUUUAUCAAUAUUGGUUCCUCACCGGCGGGUUUCCCGCUUUGGCAGUGUCCAGCUCGUCGUUGGGCCUUGAGCUACAGCAACUCAGUCCAUCGCCUUGGCCACUGAGACUAUCAUCUAAGCACAGCCUCCCUCCAUUUUUGUUCGCUCAGACUCUCACCACUGCUCCAACAAACUCGGAAGUUUUGGUCAACCUUAACUUCACGUCAUUUUUCAGAGUAAACUACGAUCCUGUAACUUGGGUCAAUAUUUUCAGUCAAAUUGAUGAAAACCCAGCGCAGUUUUCUGCCGUGGGUCGGGCUCAGCUGGUCACCGAUUUCUGCUAUUUUUACGCUCAUGAUCAGGUGGAUCGUGGUACGGCGAUUAGGGAGAUAGUAACUGAUAUGGUAUGUAGUUGUUCUUCAUAGAG